Molecule: messenger RNA, 1294 nt
Organism: Gossypium raimondii (Peruvian cotton)
Lineage: Eukaryota; Viridiplantae; Streptophyta; Magnoliopsida; Malvales; Malvaceae
Exons: 3
Coding region: 267-833 (188 amino acids)
Source: RefSeq, a predicted model, not a curated record
UUUUCAAGUUGCAAAGAUAAUUUUAAUUUCUAUUUUUUACUUCGUAAAGAUUCUAAAUUUGUUUCAUUUUUCUUUGAUAGUGUGUUAUUGCUUCCUCUUCUUCUUUGGCUUGUUUGAUUGCUUCCUCCACCCACAGUUGAACGUCUUGUAUUCACACAAUCACUAUAAUUAUGUCAGGUGUUUCAGAAUCAAAUGUUUCUUCCUAAGCUUCUCGAGGAACCAAAAGGAAAUGGAUUCCAGAAGAAGAUGCAGCAUUGUUUUCCAGUAUGGUGGACUUGCACAAUGUUGGAACCUUUAAUGUUGAUACGGGGUUCAAAGCCGGUUAUUUAAACGAGUUGGAAAAAAUGUUAGAAAAUGCUUUAACCAAUGAAAUGUUGAAGGCUAGACCUAAUAUUGAAUCGAGGAUUAGGUUACUAAAAAGGGAUUGGUCAAUCGUGUAUGACAUGCUUAAUGGCCAAAACAAUAGCAGUUUUGGUUGGAAUGAGCAUAGGCAGCUCGUUGUUGCUGAAGAUGCGGUUUGGAACUCUUAUUUAAAUAGUCAUAAAGAAGCCGGUCAAUUCAGACAUCGUAGUUUCCUUUACUACGACCAACUUACUACCAUCUACGCAAGAGAUCGAACGACUAGGAAAGAUGCUCAAACAGCCGCUGAUGUUAUUGAAGAAAUAAAUGUUCAGGAUGUACCUACUACAGAUAUUAAUGAAGAAAGAAACGAAUUCUAUGACUGCGAAGCUGAUGUCUCUUUGGAUGACAUGGAUGUUUCUGCUACGGAACCGCAACCAGAUAGAAACCAAAUGGGUUACACAUCUUCAAAGAAGAAGAAAAAAGAAUUCUGAUGCAAGUGAUCAUAUUUCUUCUUCAUUUCAUGAUGUUGCCACUUUAUUGGCGGAAAACAUGCGGGCCAUUGGCGAACAAAUCAGUAGGAGUAUUGCCUCCGAUGUGGUAGUUCAAAAAAAGUCAGAAGAAUUCCAGAUCAUCCAAGAAAAAGCUAUAAAUUUAUAUCCAACCUUAUGUGAAAUAGAAGGUUUAACUGCGGAUGAGCAUUAUCGAGCAUUGAGCAAAAUUCCAGAUCAUCCAACGCAGAUGCUCAUUUUCUUUAGUUUACCUUCUGAUGUGCGGUUGGAAUGGGUCAGAAGAUUUCUUGCUGACCAUUAAAAAUCAUGGUUCUGUUGAUGAUAUUUUCGUAACUUUUUCUGUUCGUAAUAUUUGGGAUGGUAUGUCAUUACAAUGUUCUAACUUUUUGAUGUUGUAAAACUGUAUAACAUAUGGAUUAUGACAUAGAAUUUCAUGAAUUUCA